UAGAAGAAGAAGAAGAGGCUGGAUUUACUUUGUAGCGAACAUGUUUCCCCGCAGCCUGCCGUGUCCUCCCAUCUCCACUUCCACAGCAUCGCACACGCAACAUACAAGCAAAACGUUUUUCUCUUCAUGUGAGUAAGCAGAGCCAAGGGUCGGCCCACGUCCCUGAUGUGACGUGUCAUCACUCACACGCAAAAAGAAAUAAUAUUUGGAUUAUCAGAUAUUUUUCUUCUCCCUCGUAUUUACGCUUCCGUAGUUAGGAAGAGGGGGCGUAGUGAAAGUUAAGUCUGCUCUACAUCUCCCACCUCUUCAUCACUCCUCUUCCUUCUCCUCACGUCUCUCGACUUGUUGUACUUUGUUGUUUCAUAAAAGUAACGGAAUUAAAUUAACGUUCUCGUUUCGACGAUGCCGUCGUCCAAAGCGCUCGAAUAUGGUCGGGACUUCUUCGACUUUUUGGGGGACAGAAGGUCCAUCACUCACGAGAAAGAGCUGAAGAGAAUCUACGACUUUGAAUUCAUGAGCAGAAGAGGAAAUGAAGGCCCCCAGUUCUCCACUGUUAUUUCUGCUCUUUUGAAGGCAAAGAAAGCCUAUAAAACCGAGGGGAGAAUCUACUUAAAUGACAUUAAGGUCCAAGUGAACUAUGACCAGUGGCGGAGGAGGCCCCGGGCCUCUCAGUCACACAGCUCCAGCACUCAGAGCACAGCCAUGAUGUCUGCAGCCUCCUCUAACUCCCCGACCCUUAUGGCCCCUGCGCUGACCUCCGAAAAGAAGCUGGCUGCAGAAGUCCUUCACAAGUUAAAAACUGAGAAGAAAACGCUGAAAGCUAACAAGGGGGGCAUCGAGAUCACCUCAGACCCUGAGGAGAAGUUUGGGAGGGUUCGGCUCACUGUUGAUGGUCUAGGAGAGCACGUCAUCAAGUUCCUCAUUGUGAACAAGGGCGCAGACUCCGUCCACUUCACCUUAUACGCUGUCCUGCAUCAGCUUCGCUGUUUUACUCUGAAGGGUAAGAGUGUGACCAGGGCCGCUCCACUGCUCCUCUGUUCAGGUGAGAGCUAUGAAGUUGGGGUUUGGUGCAAGCUUGAGGAUUAUGGAUAUUUCCCGACCACAAUUUACUUCGAGUUCUGCCCCAGUGUUGCACAGUCUGCGCACUUCUGCAUUGUGAGAGAGAUUGCAGUUGCUGCCAGGACCAGCCUGGCUAAGGAGCUGGGGUCUGUGGUUCCUUACAAACCACAUGAGGUGAUCAAACACAAGCCAGUCAAGAAGACCUUGAUAGAAGAGGGAGUACCUCCUGAAUAUUCUGGUGUGUACUGUUUAAUGGAAAUGAAAUUAGGAUCCUACAGGUGUCCGCAUUAUCUGAAAGAACUGGCUAAACAAAGGUUGGAGGACUCCAGUUAUCUCUCUCCAGCUGCAAAACGGAAUCUUCAAUCAGUGAGGAGCCUCCUCCAGUCUUCCCUUGAGAUGCAGAACUACAGUCAAAGGUUUCACCCGCUGCUUCACCUGGAAGAGUUACAGAUGGAGGUGGACAUUGGAAAAUAUGACCUCCACGAUCGAACCAUGAGUCUUGACCCAAGAAACAGAGACCUGGUUACACUCAAUGUUCCUGGCGUCGCAGAGAAGCGGCCAUCUGUAUUUCGAGGAAGCUGUGUGAGGGUGUCCAAAUCUGAGGACACGGAGCAGCCAGUCACUGCAUACACUGGAUAUAUUCACAAAGUAGAGCUUGACAGUUUGAAGCUGGGCUUCUCAAAAAGGUUUUUGCAGAUAUUCAGGGACGACAUCAAGUUUGACGUGGAGUUCGUUCUCCACCGUUUGACCUUGAAGCUGCAGCAUCGUGCGGUGGACUUGGCAGAAAAACAUGGGCUCGGAGAGGUGCUCUUCCCAACUGGUCCAGCAGUCACUAGUCUCGCCUUACCUCAACUCAGCUUGUUUAACCGUCAGCUCGAAAACAACCCAGAGCAAUGUGCUGCGAUCCAGCACAUUGUAGCCGGAUCAUCUAAGCCAGCUCCUCAUCUGGUGUUCGGGCCGCCUGGAACUGGAAAAACGAUGACUCUGGUUGAAGCCAUUCAUCAGGUCAGCAAGGCAGACUCAUCAGUCCACAUCCUCGCCUGCGCACCUCAAAACGCUGCAUGUGAUGUACUCUGGGAGAGACUGAUUCCGCCCAUGGGUCCUGGUAAUGUUUACCGUCUGUGCGCCUUAAACAGAGACCUGAGCAGUGUACGGAGGCAACUACUGACAUAUUGUAACUGGGAUCAGAGUACGGAAGGCUUUGUUUUUCCUAAAAAAGAAGUUCUGAUGAAAUACAAAGUCAUAGUCACCACUAUGCUCACAGCUGGCAGACUUGUGUCGGGAGGCAUCCCGGUCGGCCAUUUUACCCAUGUGUUUGUGGACGAAGGAGGCCAGGCAGUCGAGCCAGAGUGUGUCAUUGCAGUCGCAGGUCUGCUCGCUCCAGGGAAGGGUCAGUUGGUGCUGGCAGGAGAUCACAAGCAGCUGGGACCGAUCAUUCACUCUCCUCUUGCUUUGAAUAAUGGACUCGGGCUUUCUCUGCUCGAGAGGCUGAUGAAAACCAACGCGUUAUAUGAGAAGAAUCAAGACUCUGGACACUUUGACAGCCGCUUUGUCACCAAACUGUUACGAAACUACAGGUCUCAUGGUGCCUUUCUGAAAAUCCCCAAUGAGCUCUUUUAUGACAACGAGCUACAGGAGUUUGCUGAUAGGGAGGAAAGUCAGGCUUACUGCAAGUGGACACACCUUCCACAGGAGGGUUUCCCAUUGAUCUUCCACGGUGUGAUGGGGAAAGAGGAGAGGGAGCACAGAAGUCCAUCUUGGUUCAACGUGACAGAGAUCGACGUUGUGGUGGAUUACCUCAUUAAACUGAAGAAAACACAAGGAGAGAACGGUCUGCCCGAACUUCAUGCAGAAGACAUCGGCAUCGUCGCGCCUUUCAGAAAACAAAUUGAGAAAAUCAAAAAAGCCCUACAGUCUGCACCAGGACUGAGGAAAUGGACCGAAGUCAAAGAGAUCAAGGUGGGUUGUGUGGAGGAGUUUCAGGGACAAGAGAGGAAGAUCAUCAUCAUCUCCACGGUCCGCAGCAGCGACAACUACGUCAAGAUGGACAAAGAUUUCAACAUUGGAUUCUUGUCAAAUGAAAAGAGGUUCAAUGUAGCUGUGACGAGAGCCAGGUCUCUGCUGAUUGUUGUGGGAAACCCUGUGAUCCUCAGCAAGAACCCUACCUGGAAGACGUUCAUCAGCUACUGUGUGAGGCAAAAUGGUUACAGGGGAAUUGAGUUCCAAGACAAGGGUGAAGAGGAUGUUUUGUGUCUCCUGAUGCUUCUGAAAAUCCAUGUGGACAACAAUCCUGGAGCUGAUGAGAACUCUGUGCAGCAACUCUGUGAGCCUUAAAAUCUCCUCCAGGAAACCAACACAUAACUAUCUGCAGUGAAAUCAAGUUGUUAUUCGAUCAGAUUGGCGUGGACACAACACUGGUAUCUACUUUUUAUGGAUAUAUAAUUAAAUAUAUAUAUAUAUACAUAUAUAAAUAUAUAUGUAUAUAUAUAUAUAUACAUACAUAAAUAUAUAUGUAUAUAUAUAUAUAUAUAUAAAUAUACAUAUGUAUAUAUAUAUAUAUAUCCAUCGGACUCAUCAGCAAGGCCUGAGGGUUAUGGAACAAAAAAGUGGUAGACUGUGAUGUUGUUGGACUUUUUUUCACUUGGCCCGGCCCCUCCUGACCAGACUAGAAGUUCACUGGUCCCCAGGUCAUUUUGAGUUUGAGGCCCCUAUCCUAGAUGCAUUCUUUAUUCAAACCUUUCUAAGAUGAGUUUGCCUAUGUUGAUGAAGUAAUCACUGUGCUGUUUUAACCAAAGUAUUCCAAAGUGUUCCUUGAUUUUGUCUCCUGAGCGUUUCUUUUUUAAAUUCAUGUAUAGCUUAAAAGCAAAUUCACUUACCGUGACAGACAGAAAGCCUUAGUUUUUCUUCACAGUUGUCUGUAGUAAUAACAUCUCUCAGGAUUUCUGGGAUUUUGCUUUCUCUUUUUUUUUUUUUUACCUGUCUCAGUGAAGAGCACCUGUCAGAGCAGCUGGAGCCAUGAAGUGCUUCCCUCCUCUCUUGUAAACUUCACAAUUUUUAAUCACCUUGAAGUCCUUGGGAAAAUAAAACUGACUGUCAAAUCUCUCAGUUGUUCACUGUUACACUGAAGUGAGUCUCUGUGUUUCCUUUUUAGCAGUUGUUGAGUUCGUUAACACUUUAUAAAUGACACUGUUUUGACACAGUGAAACUAUCUCACUAUUUGGCAAGAUCCUUUGUGUGUGAACUUAUUAAUAUUAAUCUUAUGUUAAAGGUAAAACAUCAUGACUAACCCAUUAGAUAUUAGGCUUUCCAGUGACGGUCACUGAGAAUUACAGUAUAUGUCCUGUGAAGCAAUGUUGUCAAGUUUUGUUUUGUUUUUUAAUCUCUGAGUGUGUUUUUUUUUAUAUUUAAUGGUUUUUUGUUGUUGUUGUUUUCUGUUAUAUUUAAUGUUUGGAAUUUUUGGACUGCUCUAUCUCCUGUCUGCACAAUAAUGUAACCCUUGGGUACUAAUAAAGAAACCUUGAACAGUGUUCACCUUA
This is a messenger RNA of Solea solea (common sole), 4595 nucleotides long. RefSeq names its product Mov10 RISC complex RNA helicase a (gene mov10a). The record is from RefSeq and is a predicted model, not a curated record. Gene Ontology annotation, molecular function: 5'-3' RNA helicase activity; RNA binding. The transcript has 22 exons. The coding region runs from base 403 to 3393 and encodes 996 amino acids. Lineage: Eukaryota; Metazoa; Chordata; Actinopteri; Pleuronectiformes; Soleidae.